AACCUCCAUAUGCCGCGGGUGCGGCCCUAAAAAAGACAAAAAGACCAAAAAAAAAAAAAAAAAAAAUCCCUGAAGGAACCGUGGAAAAGUGUUUCUUUCACGUUUAUAUUUUUUGUCCAUAAAAAUGCCCUGGCUGGGCGGUGAUCUCUCAACAAUCACAGCCUCAGGAAGGAAGGUUUUCCCCAGCCCCACACUAUUAAAGCAGCACAAAGUUGCUCUCCGAGGCCAGGAUGCCCUUGCUUUCUCACAGCAGGACCCACUGAAGGUGCAAACGCCCAGGUCUGGAGUGCCCAAACCAACCCCAUAAAAAGAUAUCUUGCGCCCUCUUGCGCUCGCUUGGAGAAGCACGCUGCCCGAAGACCCAGCUAAAGAACCUCUGAGCAAAUUGCUUAGUAGUGCCCGUGCGCUCCCUGGCGGCCGUCUGGUGAAUCACUGAAAUUCUCAAUGGCUCAGAUUUACUUGGUAAUGGCAGGAGUGAUGCUCUGCUCCAUCUCUGUUUGCUUUCUUGACCAGAACUUGUCUGCUGUCCAUUGCGUAGAGAAGAGGGAAAUCUUCAAACAUUUGCAAGAGAUGAAAAAGAUCCCUUCUCAGUUAUGCGUAAAGGACAGAAUCGACUUCAAAUUUCCUUGGAAAAGAGAGAGUAUCACCCAAAUCCAGAAGACUGAAGGCACCUGUUACUGCUAUCUGAUGCUUCAGCAGAUCUCCAGUGUCUUCUCCAAAAAGGACAGCCGUGCUGCUUGGAACACCACCCUCCUCGAUCAACUACUCUCUAGCCUUGAUCUGGGCCUGAGAAGACUGGAGCAUAUGAAAAAAGACAAUAUGGAUUGUCCCCAUGUAGGAUCUGCUCUCCGAAAGUAUUUCCAAGGAAUCCAACUCUACCUGAAGGAAAAGAAAUACAGCCCCUGUGCCUGGGAGAUUGUCAGAGUAGAAAUCUGA
Messenger RNA from Sus scrofa (pig), 936 nucleotides. NCBI's taxonomy places the organism in Eukaryota, Metazoa, Chordata, Mammalia, Artiodactyla, Suidae. The record is from RefSeq and is a predicted model, not a curated record.